UUUAUAAUGCAAUUUUAAAACUGCUUUAUUUCUAUAUGAUAAUAUUGUACAUUCAUUUUCCUAUAGGAUACCCGGAGCCAGAGGUUACGUGGUACAAAGAUGAUGAAGAAAUGGAUAGAUAUUGUGGUAUGCCAAAAUAUGAAAUAUUCCGUAAUGGAAAGCGGCAUACCUUACAAAUUUACAAGUGCAGUGAAGAAGAUGCAGCAAUUUAUCAAGCAUCAGCAAGAAAUAACAAGGGUAUUGUUUCCUGUUCAGGAGUACUGGAAGUUGGAACAAUGACUGAAUACAAAAUCCACCAAAGAUGGUUUGCAAAACUCAAGAGAAAAGCAGAAGCCAAAAUGCGUGAGAUUGAGCAGAGUAGGAGGAGGGUAAAGGAGAACUUUGAGGAGGGUGAAAGACUGAGGGCUUUGAGUCCUGAAAGGAUUCAGAGAAAGCGAAGGUUCUCAUCUGAAAAGAAAGAUGAUGCUUUAGCUUCAUUAGAAGAUAAAGAGGAAUUAAUUAAGGUUCAUAUUCCUGAUCCAAACUCCAGGCUACAAGAAGAAAUAACAGAGACAGUGGAGCAACCACAAACUGUAGUCAAUGGCUUUGCUGAAAUGGACUCUAAACCAAAAGAAGAGAUAACCACCAAUGGUUAUGCUCUACCUGAAAAUAUUGAAGAAAAUGGAAAAGGAUUCCUUGCUUAUGUCUACGAAACAGUAGAAGUUAUAACAAAAAAACAAGCCUCAAAAGAGUCCUAUGCAAAAAAGAAGAAAAAAGAAGAAGAACCCCCUUUACCCAUACCAGACUCCAAUAAAGAGGAAGCGAUACAAGGAAGUCCAAAGAAAGUGGAAGGUAUAAGUCCUGCUCCAAGAAGGUCUCGAUUUGGUAAAGAUGCUUCUAAAAUCUCCAGUGGAAGAAAAAAUGGAGGUGGAAAUAUCUCCUGUGACAUCAAAUAAAAGGUUUGCACCUUCCACUGCCCCUAAUAAAACAGAAAAAUCUGUAGUAGCAAAACAUACCAUGAAACUAAAAGAUGGUGUUGUGCCCCAUAGCAGAGCAGUAGAAUCCUCCAUUCCAAAACCAGCUAAUUUGCAAACUCAGGGAGACAUCAAGUUUUCCUUAAAAGAAAUGUAUUUUGAUGACUUACCACAACAUACAAAAGAAGAAAAGAGUCCAUUAGCACUCUUAAGAGACAAGAAAACAAAGGGUGACAUGCAAGCUUCUAGUGUAACUCAUGCAAAACUAACAACUGAAGGACAAAUCAAAGAAACACCAAAAGUUGCCCCAAGACGGUCAAAAGAACAAAGAGAAUUGUCUGUUGGACGAAAAACUUCACCAAUAACAAGUAAAAAGUCUGAAGCUCCUGUACAUGGACAAGUCUCAAACUUAAGCCAGACAUUGCUAGAAGUUAGGCCAAAAUCUGAACCGACAAAGCUAGCUGUUGUAGAAAGAAACACUAAUUCUUCUGUCUCAGUCCCAGUAGGUCUUAUCACUGAGCAAAAAGUAAAAGCAGUAAAAUCAACAGAAAAGGUUCUCUCAGUAAAGGUACCUGACAAGGUAUCCUCUUAUGUAACAUCAGCACCACAAAAGGAGCAACCAUUAGAGGACAACAAGAUACCCUCAGUUGAUCCCAAAGAAGAGAAGGCCCGAACAGAGACACUAGAGAAGCUUCAGAAUUUAGAAGUGGAGUACAUGGCCUUACAGAAAGCAUAUGCCCUACUGCAGCAGCAGCUUGAACUCAGCCAGAAGGCAGAGAAAAUGAAAGCAGAGGAACAGAGGGCAGAGGCACAGAAGGCAGAGGCACAGAGGGCAGAGGCACAGAAGGCAGAGAUGCCAGAACCCUCAGAAUACAUGGGAACUCCUGUAGUGAAACUAACUGACAGCAUUGAAACUAAUGUUUCUACAGCAGAAGCAAACAUGGAAGACAAGACUGAUUUGAAAUGUCCAAACUCACCAGAACCAAUACAUAUGGAAACUGAAGAGUUUACUACACAAGACGAAACCUCUGCACUGGAUGCUGUGCCUCAGGUUGAGCAACAAGAAGCUCUUACAAAACUAGAAUCUGAUGUACAAUUAAAGGAGCAACAGGCUGUAGGAAGUGAUGAAGGCUUAUCAAAUAUUACAGUGCUUUCCACUAAAAGGUCUGUACGACUCCCAGAGGUUGCAGGUACACAGUCCAGUGAAGCUGAGAUACCUCAGGGGAGGACGAGGAGAAGCUAAAGACACACCAAUGUGAAGUAAGCCAUUCUAAUAACAAUGAACCACUGUUAGAAGUUGGCUCUCUCAUUAGAACAACAAAUAUAGCUGAGCAAGUGAAUAAAGCAGUAACAGAAACAGAAACAGAUUUAACAUCUAAGGUAUCAUCAGAAUUACCAACUCAAGAAUAUGCUGCACAAAUAGCUGAAAAUGUACAGGGUGCUAAUCUUCCAGCAGAUAGUUCAACUAAAAUAUUACUUAGUGAUCAAAACCAGUCAGUAGUGACCCUCCUUCGUGAUGUGAAAAAAGCUUUGGAGACUGGAGUGACUACUAAGGAUGAAAGCUCUGUAGAUCCAAUUUCCUUGACUGCUCCACUAAAUCUAGAACAAGCUGAAGAACAUUAUAAAGCUGCUCCGAUGCCAGGCUUGCCACAAAAUAUAGGACAGGAUAAAGAAUCUGAGCAAUUGGUAACUAAUAGCUCAACCAUCAAAGAGAAGGUACGUGAAACAGACCUGCCUUCCACUGAACAACUUUCUUUACAUUCAGAGCAGGAAAACAUUCAGGAAAAUGUAUCACAACAUCAAGAUAAACAAGAUCACAGUCUCGUAACAACCUUGAAAAAUUCUUUGUUGAUGUUAUUUCAUAUGAAAACAGCAGAUACUGAAGACCAUAAAGUUAAAACAAAAAGUCAAAGAAACUUGACUGAAGCUCAUCAAGAAUCAUCUGGAGACAUGUAUGCAUCUGAAAGAAGCCCCCCAAGUUCUCGGAAGGUUUAUGAAUCUGGCAAGGACAGUGACUCUCCACAGAGUCCAGAAAGCAUGCAUUCCACUUCCACUUCAGGUAAACGUUCUCCAUCAUCCGAAGAAGACAUGGUUCAUAGUGCAGAUUCAUUGACAACAAGUCCAACAAUUCCCAGGAGAAUCACUGAUUUUUCAAGGAAAGGAGAAAUAGCCCAAGUGGAAAGUGCUCCAUUAAGUCCAGUCACACCAAAGAGAAGUUCAAAAGGCAUUAGUGAGGAAACCUUCUUGACUAAAGAAGACCUACGUUUUAGUCCUUCCACUUCAAGAAAAAUUGCAGCUAAAAUAGCUUCAGGAUCAAAUUCCAUUUCUGCAUUAUCUGUGCCUUCUAUAGUUGUUGGUAGCCUACCUGAGAAUACACCUGGAAAUAUGCUGUAUGAACCCCAAAGAGAUAGCAAUCGUAAAUGGAGGUCUAGUGAGAACUUAUCUGCAAUUCCUUCGGCAACGCCACAGGAGCUGGCUUCUGGUGCUCGCCGUAAGAUAUACCUUCCUAAGUCUAAACAACUGGAGGGUGAAGAUGAUGGUAAUAUGGGAUCCAUAACUCCACCCCCCAAAAAAGGGAGCCCCAACGUAUCCCCAGGAUUGUCUAGAAAAAGCGGCUCACUUCUGGCAUCUCAGUCUCCUCCAGUGGAAAGACGUUCCCCUGGUACAACCCGAAGAACGACAAAGCUAGAAGUUCCAAAGAUAUGUGAAGAAACUGUAGAUCAGAAAAAGGCCUCUGAUUCUGGUUCUCAAGAAUCAAAAGAAUCAGGUGUACCACUUAAGGAAGAACCACAGAUUACAGAAAUUAAAAAAGUAAAUGAUCCUUAUAAAGCUCCACAGGUAAUUCGGAAAAUACGGGCGGAACAAUUUUCGGAUGCAUCAGGGAAUUUAAAACUUUGGUGCCAGUUCUUCAAUAUUUUAAGUGACUCAGAUAUUACAUGGUACAAAGAUGAAGUUCAAGUGGCAAAAUUAAAGAGAUGUGCUGGAGAUGAAGGACAAGUGGCACUUGCAAUUGUGCAGGCAUCAGUAAAAGACUGUGGAGUGUACCAGUGCACCAUUGAAAAUGAAUAUGGUACUGAUUCAACAGACUGCCUUCUGAGCGCAGAAAUUUUGGAUGGAUUCAUCUCCAGGGAGGAAGUGGAAGUUGGAGAAGAGAUAGAGAUGACACCAAUGGUAUUUGCAAAAGGCUUGGCUGACUCUGGCUACUGGGGAGACAAGUUUUUUGGAAGGAUAGUCAUGGAGGAACCACAUGCUGGAAAAGGAUUUUUGAGAAAGGCUUGCAAAGUAAAAGCGAUUUACGGGUUGGAACCAAUUUUUGACUCAGGGAAAACCUGUAUCAUCAAAAUCCGAAACUUAAUAACUUUUGGGACCAAGAAUGAAAACACCUUAGUGGAAAAGAAUUAUGAUAUCACCAUUCAGGAAUGUAAAAUUCAGAAUACUACCCGCGAAUACUGCAAGAUAUUUGCAGCUGAAUGCAGAGGUUUUCCAAACUUUGGACAGCUUCUUGAGAUCUUACCUCUAAAUCUGAUCUAUCGACCUGCCAACAAUGUCCCCUAUGCUACCAUAGAAGAGGACCUUGAAGGAACGUUUGAAAAGUACUGUGUCAAGGAUAUUACAGGAAAAUUACACUUCAAAAACUCUUCAGAAAUAGAGCAAAAAUGCUGCACCUUUCAGCAUUGGGUAUUUCAGUGGACUAAUGGCAAUUUCCUUGUCAGCAUUCUAGAAGGUGUUGGAUGGAAACUAACCAACAUAGCUAUUGCCACAAAAACCAAGGGAUAUCAAGGACUAAAAGAAAGCUGCUAUCCAGAGAUCAUUGAGGAAUUUCCAUCAAUUCACCAGUGCAAUAGCUACUGUGAAAUGCUAAGCUUAAAGUCACUCAAAACAAUGAAAAGUCUCCAGCCUCCACCCAAACCAAAGGGCUCAAGAAGCCCUCAGAUCUCAAGGAAAUCUGGCUCUGGGUCUUCUCAGUCAAGUCCUCAGAUACAAAAGAAGACUUUAACAACCCCACAAAGUAAUAAAAAAGGUGGGGUCAGCCCUAAAUCUACAAGAAAAGCCAUGGAAACUGGGGAAUCACAAUCAGGUACAAAAAAUAAAGGAGCUGAUGUAAAACUACAAUAA
This is a messenger RNA of Staurois parvus, 5069 nucleotides long. The record is from the annotation of a GenBank genome assembly. Lineage: Eukaryota; Metazoa; Chordata; Amphibia; Anura; Ranidae.